Verruconis gallopava is the source of this 1167-nucleotide messenger RNA. RefSeq lists its product as uncharacterized. NCBI's taxonomy places the organism in Eukaryota, Fungi, Ascomycota, Dothideomycetes, Venturiales, Sympoventuriaceae. The coding region runs from base 1 to 1071 and encodes 356 amino acids. Gene Ontology annotation, biological process: ergosterol biosynthetic process. The record is from RefSeq and is a predicted model, not a curated record. The transcript has 3 exons. Gene Ontology annotation, molecular function: iron ion binding; C-4 methylsterol oxidase activity.
AUGGAUACAAAACCAAACCCAAAGGAUUCUAUGAAGAGUACUUGGAGGAACGAUAAGUCGCAAUGGGGUUUUUGGCACUACCUUUAUGAGUGGUUCUCGAUCAUGCCAACAAUACCUGGUCGAGAAACGCCAGUGCAUUCGAAGGAUGACCCAAUUCCUUGGAUGUCCGACUGGCAAUUACAGAAAUGGGUUAUAUCCCACGCAAUCCUACCGCUCGCGCUACAGCAGCUUAUAGUAUAUACGACCGGUUACAAUUUCGGACGUCUCGCAGCCUUCUUCUACUACAGCAUUUGGUUUAAGGCGAUUGCUAUCCAUGAACUGGUCUUGAUACGGCAUUUGGGGCAUAUCUAUGGCUUUUUCGAUGGUGAUAGCCAUGCAAGAGAUGAGGUGCCGGAUUGGUCAGUUGGCAAGGUCAUUCGAUCACUCAUUGCUACUUCAAGCGGCCGUCCCAUGAUGGCUGUCAUGAUUAGCUACAGCAAAGCCAAGGCACCGUCAUCGAUCGAUUGGUUCUGGUUGCCUAUUGAAAUCGGCUUGUACGGUAUCAUCCUGGAUUUCUGGUUUUACUGGUAUCAUAGACUCAUGCAUGACGUUGACUGGUUGUGGCGAUAUCAUCGAACACAUCACCUGACCAAACAUCCAAAUCCCCUCUUGACCCUUUAUGCGGACACUGAACAAGAGAUUAUGGACAUUGCAGGCAUUCCUUUACUGACAUAUGUAACAAUGAAGUACGGAAUGGGCAUGCCCAUGGGUUUCUAUGAAUGGUGGAUAGCGCAUAUGUACGUGGUUUUCUCCGAACUCUUUGGUCACAGCGGCGUGCGUGUUCUUGGUUCCCCGCCCUCAACCUUGACAUGGCUUUUGCGUUGGACAGGUACGGAACUUGUUAUCGAAGAUCACGAUUUGCAUCAUCGUAAGGGAUGGAAGAAGAGCUUCAACUACGGAAAGCAGACCCGACUAUGGGAUGUUAUUUUUGGUACUGCCCGCGAUCGAAUUGAAUGUAUACCCAAGAAUCUAGACUACAACACGGUGGUAGAGCUUCCGUUGCUCUCGAUGCCAAAUCUCCCCUCUUCAUGAUCUAUAUCAUGGUACACUUCAGGUAUUAGAGAAAAAGCGGAAAUUUUUGCUAUAUCAUAGCAUUUAGCGAAGAAUAUAAAGUUCUAUAGAUCCAUG